GCAAGCUCCUUUCUCUAUUCACCUCCACCGCCUACUUCUUUCAAAACCCAGUACUCAGAAUAUAUAUAUAUAUAUAUAUAUAUAUGAGAAUUUUUUCCUGAGUUGAGACUUUGAGUGCAGUGUAUAUAAUUCAAAAUUUUCAAAUGGGUAUUUGCAGUUCGUCUGAUUCGACCAACGUGGCAACGGCAAAGCUGAUCUUACAAGACGGUCGGCUGCAGGAAUUCUCGUACCCAGUUAAGGUUUCCUACGUGUUACAGAAAAACCCGUCGUGUUUCAUUUGUAACUCCGACGAGAUGGACUUUGACGACGUCGUUUCGGCCGUGAACGACGAGGACGAGCUUCAACUGGGUCAGCUUUAUUUCGCUUUGCCGUUGAGUAAGCUACAGUACCCUUUGCAGGCUGAGGAAAUGGCUGCAUUGGCUGUUAAAGCUAAUUCUGCUUUGAUGAAAGGAACUGGGGGUGAGAAAUGUAGGUAUCGCCGGAAACCGGUGUUUUCCGGCGGAGAGGUCAAGUCUCCGAGGAGUAUCGUUGUUGCCGGAGAUGGGUUAAGGAGAGGAAGGAGUGGUCGUAGUAGUAGAAACUUUACAGCAAUGUUGAGUGCAAUACCUGAGUAGUGGGGUAUAUUAUUCUGGGGUUAGUUUUGUAAAUACUGCAAUGAUCUGGGUUCAAAUUAAAAAAAAAAAAAAAAAAGUAUGUGAUGAGUGUGUGGCACUGUACCCAUUUUCAAACCCAUCUAAGGGUCUUGUUACAAUUUUACCCUUGUUUAGGUU
Molecule: messenger RNA, 770 nt
Organism: Quercus robur (English oak)
Lineage: Eukaryota; Viridiplantae; Streptophyta; Magnoliopsida; Fagales; Fagaceae
Exons: 1
Coding region: 144-614 (156 amino acids)
Source: RefSeq, a predicted model, not a curated record